Molecule: messenger RNA, 2301 nt
Organism: Ochotona princeps (American pika)
Lineage: Eukaryota; Metazoa; Chordata; Mammalia; Lagomorpha; Ochotonidae
Gene: PPARD
Product: peroxisome proliferator activated receptor delta
Exons: 9
Coding region: 414-1739 (441 amino acids)
Biological process (GO): hormone-mediated signaling pathway; regulation of lipid metabolic process; positive regulation of transcription by RNA polymerase II
Cellular component (GO): nucleus
Molecular function (GO): RNA polymerase II cis-regulatory region sequence-specific DNA binding; zinc ion binding; nuclear receptor activity
Source: RefSeq, a predicted model, not a curated record
UGGGGGCGGGGCUUCGGAGCGUGUGACGCCGCGGUCGCCGCGGAGCUCGGGGAUUAAUGGGAAAAGUUUUGGCAGGAGCCGGAGGAUUCUGCGGAGCCUGCGGGACGGCUGCACUGGCGCGGGAGGCGCCCGGGACGGUGUGGCUUGGCGUUUUGGGUAUGUGUAUAGUAUUCACACAGUGGCUUCUGCUCACCAACAGAUGAAGAUAGAUGUGCCAAAGAGCUUCUGCAGUUGCUGACUCUUUGCAAUAUUGGCUGGACACUGUCCCCGGCUGCCCGCAGGCCGUGUGGUCUGGGGGAACGUUUCCUUUUAGCUGACGGGAAUUGCCCUGUAGAGGUCCAUCUGCAUUCAGACCCAGAUGAUGCCAGAACUAUGACCCGGCCUGCAGGUGUGGCGACCAGGGGAGAUCAGCCAUGGAGCAGCCCCCAGAGGAGACACCUGAGGUUCGGGAAAAGGAGGAGAAAGAGGAAGUGGCAGAGACAGAAGGAGCCCAAGAGCUCAGUGGGGGACCAGAGCAGGUGCUUCCUUCCAGCAGCUAUGCAGACCUAUCCCAGAGCUCCUCGCCACCUGUGCUGCUGGACCAGCUGCAGAUGGGCUGUGAUGGUGCCUCAUGCGGCAGCCUCAACAUGGAGUGCCGGGUGUGCGGAGACAAGGCGUCAGGCUUCCACUACGGCGUCCACGCGUGCGAGGGCUGCAAGGGCUUCUUCCGCCGGACGAUCCGCAUGAAGCUGGAGUAUGAGAAGUGUGAUCGGAGCUGCAAGAUCCAGAAGAAGAACCGCAACAAGUGCCAGCACUGCCGCUUCCAGAAGUGCCUGGCACUGGGCAUGUCGCACAACGCCAUCCGCUUUGGUCGGAUGCCAGAAGCUGAGAAGAGGAAGCUGGUGGCCGGACUGACAGCAGUCGAGGGCCACCAGCACAGCCCGCAGGUGGCAGACCUGAAGGCCUUCUCUAAGCACAUCUACAAUGCCUACCUAAAAAACUUCAACAUGACCAAAAAGAAGGCCCGCGGCAUCCUCACUGGCAAGGCCAGCCACACGGCGCCCUUUGUGAUCCACGACAUCGAGACGUUGUGGCAGGCGGAGAAGGGCCUGGUGUGGAAGCAGCUGGUGAACGCCCUCCCACCCUACAAGGAGAUCAGCGUACACGUCUUCUACCGCUGUCAGUGCACCACAGUGGAGACGGUGCGGGAGCUCACGGAAUUCGCCAAGAGCAUCCCCAACUUCAGCAACCUCUUCCUCAACGACCAGGUGACCCUUCUGAAGUACGGUGUGCACGAGGCCAUCUUCGCCAUGCUGGCCUCAAUCGUGAACAAAGACGGGCUGCUGGUGGCCAACGGCAGUGGUUUUGUCACCCGGGAGUUCCUGCGCAGCCUCCGCAAGCCGUUCAGUGAUAUCAUUGAGCCCAAGUUUGAGUUUGCUGUCAAGUUCAAUGCCCUGGAACUUGAUGACAGCGACCUGGCCCUGUUCAUCGCUGCCAUCAUUCUGUGCGGAGACCGGCCAGGCCUCAUGAACGUGCCGCAGGUAGAAGCCAUCCAGGACACCAUCCUGCGUGCCCUGGAGUUCCACCUGCAGGCCAACCACCCCGAUGCCCAGUACCUCUUCCCCAAGCUGCUGCAAAAGAUGGCGGACUUGCGGCAGCUGGUCACCGAGCACGCACAGAUGAUGCAGCGCAUUAAGAAGACCGAGACUGAGACCUCGCUGCACCCCCUGCUCCAGGAGAUCUACAAGGACAUGUACUGAGAGGCUGCCCCUCGGGGCCGCCCACCCCGUGGUCCAGCCGCCAGCACGCGGCUCUCACCUCCAUGUCCCAGCUUCCCCAGCUCUCCUAGCUCUGCUCCCGACCCCUGUGGUCUCUCUCUUCCUCACUCCCUCUGUCUUGGCUCAUGUUCCUGCUCUUUUUUUUUUUUUUAAAUGCCUUUCUGUAGGGUCCCACUUCCUUCCUGGCUUCUCUCCCACCCUCACCCCGCCCAGACGCCCAUCGUCUCCACCCCCAUAUUGUCCUCUUUCUCUUCCCCCACCAAGACCAUUUGUAUUAUUUCACCAGCACAGAACUGGACCCUUCCCCAAAAGCAGGAGGAGUGGGGUCUGCGCUCUGCCCCUCCCAGGACCCCAUAGGCCUAGGCUCCUCACUGACUCCUGUCUUCAGACAAAAGCCUUGAGCCAUCCAAAGAAACACUAAGCUAUAGGAUCUGACUUCCCAGGGAAGCCAGCCAUGACCUGGCCUGACCGCACCACUGCAGUGACCCAGAGUAUGCAGGAGGUCCCUGCUGCAGAGGACAGUGGCAGGGGUGGGAGAACAUGG